GGCUGGGAGCUGGGCUCUUCCCCCAUCGCCAGCUUCCUGCUCCAGCCCAGUAUAAGGGGCUGGCACGGCUGGACCAGGCAGAGCUCCCCGGACUGGUGGCUGUCACAGAGCUCCACCCAAGAUGAAGCUGUCCCUGGUCCUGUCACUUGCCCUGCUAGGGGCCGUCUCUGCUCACCAGCUCGAUGCAGGUGCCCUAGAGCAGGAGAUCCCGGAUGAAGAGGGUGAGGAGGAGUCUGGGGAGCCAGAGCCACCCUGCCCCACGGAGAGUGAGAUCGUCCGGAUGGUCGUGCCAGGCACUGGGGGCCGCACCUACCGCUAUGUGUUUGUGAGCAGUUGCCAGACUUUUAGGGGUGCCCAGCGUCAGUGCUCCCGCUGCUACCACGGCCGCCUGGCCUCCAUCCACAGCCGUGCGGGCCACCAGACCCUCCUGACCCCAGGGCCUGCUCAGCUCCUGCCCUUCAGCCUGAGCUUGUGA
Pelodiscus sinensis (Chinese soft-shelled turtle) is the source of this 475-nucleotide messenger RNA. The record is from RefSeq and is a predicted model, not a curated record. NCBI's taxonomy places the organism in Eukaryota, Metazoa, Chordata, Testudines, Trionychidae.